UUUUUGCUCGUAAACUUGUAAAGUUUUCCUACAUUUCUACAAGGAUUACGUGUUUUUAAGAACUUUUUUUCUCAAUAAUACAAGGCUCUAGGUUGUGUGCGUCUUGUUACGAUGUUAUAUUUAAUAAUUUUCGUGUAAACAAGUGCAUUACUCGGUAACCAUGUAAAGUAAACGAAGGCCAUUAUUUUCUGUAAAACAAUGGGUUUUCUAUACAUUGUUUAGUAUAAACAAAGUGUUAGGUGGAACGUUUCUGUGGAAGGAGAGAAAUAAAGCUACCAAGAUGGCGGAAGGUAACUGGUCCCGGUUCACCGCGGCGGAGGGCGGGGCUCGGCUGGCGGCCGCGGCCCGCACCCGAAACACCAUAGCGGCCGAGCUGGCGGCGUUCACGGCCACGCGGCUGCUGCAUGAGGAGGCGCACGAGAUCAGGGGCCAAUUCUCAUCCGGGAAGCAGCGCUCCGUGUUCGUGACCCGCGCCUCGCGGGUCCCGUGUGCGGCGUACGAGCUCCGCAUAUUGACUGACCUGGCAGUGGCCAGCGCGAGUGUUUAUGGAGAUAUUGAAGAUUGGAGACAGGAGGUCGAGGUUAACGAGGUGAUAGUGUGCACUUCUGCCGUGUUUCGUCAACUACUUGAAGACGGCGUCAUCACCAUGACCAGGGUAAACGUGCUAGUCGUUGACAGCUGUCAUCUAGUGCACACCGACGCGGACUUGCAAACAAUAAUGGACCUGUACAAGUCAAGUCCGUCUCAGCCGCGGGUCCUCGGGCUGACGUACCCCCUCUUCCCCGCCAAGAGAUCGGACCCUGUUGCUGAGAACACGCCUGAUGAAAAGGAGGAAUCAUGUGCCAAACAAGUCACCGAAGGCAGCCUACAAGAGUUCGGUGUUUGUGACAACGUGGACGACUUCGAGAUGUACUGCAAGUUGGAGUGGAACAUCAGGAGGCUGGAGGAGAGGCUCUGUAGCCAGAUGGAUCUGGCUGAGGACAUGGACGGUGGAAAAAGGUACGUUUUCGUUUUUGUUAACAUGAUUCGCAGGUGUAUGGUUUGUGGCGAAGAUGUAGAGAUGUACAGCAAGCUCGAGUGGAACAUCGGGAGGCUGGAGGAGAGGCUGUGCAGCCAGAUGGAUCUGGCUGAGGAUGUGGACGGCGGGAAAAGGUUCACUGGCGCCCCCUGUAAGCCCAAAGAGCUGAUAGUGGAAUACGCCGUAAGCCGGCCCGUCUGCGCCGACUAUGAGGAGUUGGAGACAUUCAUGAGAAACGCCUUGGACAAUGUGACAGAGUUCUUAGAGGAGCACAGGUACGAUCCCACGGAAAUCUAUGGCGAGGAUUUAUAUGAGGAGUUUAUGAAUAUCCCGAACCCGACAAUUGACCCUAAGCUGAUAUUCAAGCAGUUUCACUACGUUUUGGACGAGCUGGGUCCAUACGGCGCCGACAAAGCGGCAUUUUCCCUGCUAACUAAAUUAGAAAAACUCAAAAUCAAAGUUCCAUACGAAAGGCAUUUCCUGCUACUCUGUCUAUGUACUACAGUAUUAGUUAAAAUCCGGUGCUACGCUGAUCUAAUGUUCUCUAAAUACUCUGAAUUAGAAAGAAUUACUACUUUUUCCACACCAAAAGUACUCAGAUUUAUUGAAAUAUUAGCUCAAUUUGAAAAUAAUGACGGUGAAAAUGAUAAAACUGAUGAAAAAGCCAUAACUGAUAAAAAUAAUGAUGACAAUCAAAGUGAAAACACAGAUAAUGUGACUAAAGAUGAUAUUAAUGAUAAAAUUACUUUAAAUGGCUACACCACUAUAAAUAGUAAUGAAGACGAAGAAAAGCGGAAUGAUAAUAAAAAAAAUACUAAUGAAAUUGACGUAGAAAAAGAGAAUGAUAGUAAAAAAUUAACGAAAAAAAUGUUAGACGAUAUAGAAGAAUGCGAUUUUGUAGCACUAAGCAAUAAAAUAGAGGAUAAAGUUAACACUUACGAGGCUAACUUAAAAGAAAUACACGAUUUAAGUAUAGAUUUGAAUAAACUUGAUGUAAACAAAGAAUCUAACACAAAAACUGAUACAAUUGAAGUUAAAACUGGAAUGGAUCUUACGGACCCCCGGUCGCUCCUGUUCCCUAGGCGGAUACACAGGAUCCGGGGUCGGGGCAGGGUCCAGAGGAACGUGGUACGGAACCAGCAGGCUCAGAUGAACCCUGAUGCGUUGUGUGGGAUCGUGUUCAUGAAUGAACCUAUUAUGGCGAAGAUUAUGUUCCUCGUUGUUGUGGAUUUGUCCCGGUUCGAACCCCGUCUGUCCGGUGUGAACGCGCAGUAUGUAGCGUGCGGUGGCGCCGCGGAUACCGCGGAGCUGAGGAGACAUGCACGUGCACGCGAGGACGCGCUGAAAAAGUUUCGUAUGCACGACUGUAACCUGCUGCUGGCGACGUCAGCUCUAGAGGAGGGCAUUGACCUGCCGCGGUGCAAUCUCGUGCUACGGUGGGACGUGCCGGCCUCGUAUCGUUCCCACGGGCUGUGCCGCGGCCGCGCGCGCGCGCCGCGCGCCUCGUGCGCGCUGCUGGCGCGCGCCGGGCUCGCGCAGGAUCUGCUCCGACACGUCGCAGUCUACCGGGAGCUGGACCAGAUCAUAAGCCGCAAAUGCGGCUGCGGUAUCCAGGACGAGCCGCCACAGCAAGAAGAAGAUCACGCAGAUGCCUUCACUGCGCUCGUGAUUCCCUACUCUCCCUCAGCCAACCUAGAAAAAGAUACAGAAGUUGAUGUUGAUAAGGAAAACGAUUCAGUUAAGAAAAUUAAUGAAAAUAAUGAUAAAUAUGAUAAUGAAAUAACUAGUAAAGAUAUUGAAACUGUAAAUGAAGAAUAUCUAGUCAAAAGCAAGAAAGGAACAUCUAUAGAGAUAAUUAGUCAAAUAACUGAAGAUAAUAUUAUAAAAAAUAAUGAAGACGAAUCAAAUGCUGAUUCAAAAGAAACGUCCACAGAAGAUAGUGUAGAAUCGAAAGUUAGUGAAAUGAGGAAUAGUGGGAACAGUGAACUGAAUUUAGAGUGUAACAAGUGUAAUAGAAAGAGGAGUGGUGUCGAUAAAGAGUGCUGUAGUGAGGAGGCCAAGAAAGAGGAUAUAGCUAGUGUCGAUCUUAGUUCCGCUAUAGCUUUGAUAAAUAGAUACUGCGGCAAACUGCCCUCCGACACAUUCACCCGCCUCGCCCCAUCGUACCGCACUGAGCGAGUCCACAUACGGACCGCCUCGGGCGUGCAGCCCGCGUGGGUGUGCACUCUACGUCUGCCGCUCAACUGCCCCGUCAAAUACAACAUUGUGGGUCACCCAAUGCCGACGCGAGUGCUGGCGCGCAGAAUGGCGGCGUUGCAAGCGUGUAGGAUACUACACAAGUCUGGAGAGCUCGACGAUCAUCUUAUGCCUAUAGGCAAGGAGAACUUCAAGGCGGGCGAGUUAGAAGCUUGCGCCGAGGCCGAUGCGAGGCCUGGAACCACGAAGAGACGCCAAUACUAUUAUAAAAGGACAGCUAGAGCCUUCACGAACUGCGAGCCCAUUGUGGACACGACGGACGAACAGCUGGCAGAAGAGGCAGGCGGACACACAGAGCCAAUUACCAGUAGCAACGUGCUAUACGCGAUAGCUUGCACCCUCUGGUGCGCGCUACCCGAGCGAUAUAAUACAAGAGGGAGGCGGCUCCACGCCCCACAGCUAGCGAGACAAGCGUGCGGUGUGCUCAUGCGAGUACAACAACCGGACAGAUUGCAAAUCCCGUCGUUCCCGGUGUACACGCGUUCUGGCGAGGUGCGUGUGACCGUGGGCCCCGCCGCGCGCGCCGACACCAGGCUCAGCCCGCGCAGGAAGGAACUCAUCACGAGGUUCAUGCGUUUCGUGUUCGCCGACGUGCUGCGCGUGCGCCGCCGCGGCAUGACGCUCGAGCCGGACGCCUGCACACACAACAACUACUACGUUGUGCCCACUGUUAAAGUAAACAACCCAGACGGCAGCACUAAAGUGGACAUCGACUGGAAGUUUCUGGAGCAAAUAUACCAGUACACGGAAGAGAAGGCGCACGCUGAGCUGGAGAAACCGGUGCUGUGGACGGAAGAAGGGAAGAAUGAAGAGAAACGGCCCGGGGAAGGCGAACCUGGCGAAAUCUUCGUGUUUGACCCUGAAAAAUACAGAGAGGCGGUCGUCACACCAUGGUACCGGAACCAGGACCAACCCCAGUUCUUCCUAGUAGCCGAAAUAUGCUCCAAUCUGACCCCGGACUCUGAGUUCCCGUCGGACACACAUACAAGCUUCCGUGACUAUUACAAAAGCAAAUAUGGCGUCACACUCACACAGCCGCACCAGCCUCUCUUCUGCGACUAUUACAAGAGCAAAUAUGGCGUCACACUCACACAGCCGCACCAGCCUCUGUUGGACGUGGACCACACUAGUGCCAGGCUCAAUCUGCUCACGCCCAGAUACGUCAACCGCAAGGGCGUAGCCCUGCCCGUGUCGUCAGAGCGCACUCGGCGCGCCAAACGCGACCGACUAGAUCAGAAGCAGAUAUUAGUUCCAGAACUGUGCACCGUGCAUCCCUUCGCGGCGCCACUGUGGUUCGCCACUGUCGCUCUCCCCUGCGUACUCUACAGAAUCAACGCACUGCUAAUAGCAGACGAGAUACGUCGUGGCGUAGCGGCCGGGGUCGCUCUUGGGGUCCCAAGAGUGGGGCCGGGGUUCCAGUGGCCACCGCUUGACUUUGGAUGGAGUCUGGCCGAGGUGCUAAGCGCUGAUUGUGAGAAGAACGAAAAGAGGAAGGAAAACGAAGAGGAACCGAAGGACGAAGACGAAGUCGAACUGAGCGAGAGAGAACACGAGGAACAGAGAGAGACGGAAGAGCCCAAGGAGAAGACCAUCAACGAUAUUCUGCAAGAGAAGGAGGAUGCUGAGAGCGGCUUCGAGAUUGGCACGUGGGACAACAACAUGGCGUCCUCCAUCCCGGAGCCGCCGGAGUUCGAUGAGUUUAUGGAACCGCUGCCUCCUAACCUGACCUUCUGCACUUCCGCUUCCGGCGGUGCGAACUGGUGCGACCCAGUUCAGAAGCCGAAAAGCCAGUUCAACCCUUCGAGAACGUUCUCCAUGGCUGACAGCGACUGUUCCUACAUGUCGAGUGAUUUUGACACGGACGAUUCAGAUCUGAACUCUGAAGACAGCGACGACACGGACACCAGUGGGUUCUGUAGCAGUAAGAGCAAUGCGGCAAUGGGCGUCCGCAUAGAAUACAAGACGGCGCACGAGGCGGAGGCGGUGGACGUGGAGCGGCGCGCGGCGCGGCCGGCGCCGGCGCGCGACGCCGACGCCGACGCGCGGGACCGCGCCGCGCACGCGCGGGCCAUGCGGGCUGGAGACGCGCCCACAGAGUGCCUACAACAGUUCCAACAAUCAGUCGCCGAACACGAGCAAGAAAUCAUCCAAAAAGGCCUUUUAAUAACACAGGAUCAGCCAAUCACAGACGUCCUCCCCGACCCUUUGAAGGAUUGCCGAAAACCCGAACCAAUACCGGACGACGAAGUAAAAACCAGAUUCGAGCAACUCUUCCCAUACGAAAACGAUUUUUUAAACAUCGAAAACGGACCCAUAACCUUAGAAGCGAUCGAGAAGAACAAGCGAUCGUUACUGGCUGAAUUCAAAAACAGUUUAUCAGAGGAAGAAAUUAAAAAAUAUACCUGUUUCUCUAUGACUGAUGUUGACAUUGAUUCGCCAGAGUAUAUGAAUGAGAAAGUUUCGAAUAUUGGCUUCGAUACGAUGGAGAGUUAUGCGGAGAGAGUGAAGCGUAUCGGUGUGAGGGAAUUUAAACCGUAUUAUGAUGAUAGUAAGGGGCAGAAUGGGAAGGAGUUCGAUUUUGAUUUCCAGCCGAAUCUGGAGGGGCAUCCUGGGCCGAGUCCUAGUGUUAUUUUACAGGCGCUUACAAUGUCGAACGCGAACGACGGCAUUAACCUUGAACGACUGGAAACCAUCGGAGAUAGUUUCCUGAAGUUCGCCAUCACGGCGUACCUGUACUGCGCGCACCCUACCGUGCACGAGGGGAAACUGAGCCAUAUGAGGAGUAAACAGGUGUCAAACUUGAACCUGUACCGACUGGGCCUGCGCAAGCGUCUCGGCGCGCGAAUGAUCGCGUCCAAGUUCGAACCCCACGACAACUGGCUGCCGCCCUGCCACAAAGCCCCACCCGCGGCACACGCACCUGUGGACUCGGAGGGUGUGCAGGAGGCCCCUCCGGCUGGCUGCUUCAUCCCUUACAAUCUCAUCACGCAGCACAGCAUCCCAGACAAAUCAAUAGCGGACUGCGUGGAAGCCCUAAUCGGGGCGUACCUCCUGGAGUGCGGUCCCCGCGGAGCUCUGCUCUUCAUGGCCUGGCUCGGGAUCCGGGUGCUGCCACGACAUGCUGUGCCAGUCACCGACCACGGCACCGUCGAGAAGCUAGAGGAUUGGCAGAAGAAACAGUCUGCCCGCAAAACACGGCGUGAGUCAGACUCAGAGUCAUCAGACGAAGAUGAUGAUGAUGAACUUCCUCGGCCUGUCGGCUCGCUGGAGCCCUACAAAGAGAACGGACAAUGGUUUCUGCCGAUGUUUGGAGCGUUGCGGGCGCCGCCCUCGCCGUUGCUGCGCUAUAUCGCCGACCCCGAGGGCGAGCUAGCGCAGAUGUUGUCCGGCUAUGACGCAUUGGAGCGGACCCUUCAGUAUCGGUUCAAAGAUCGCUCGCUCCUACUGCAGGCGCUCACACACGCGUCACACCAGAGAAACAGACUUACCGACUGUUACCAGAGGCUAGAGUUUCUCGGUGACGCCAUUUUGGACUACCUAAUAACGCGGCACCUGUACGAGGACCCGCGCCGGCACUCGCCCGGAGCCCUGACCGACCUGCGCUCGGCCCUCGUCAACAACACCAUCUUCGCCACUCUAGCCGCCCGACACGGCUUCCACAAGUACUUCCGCCACAUGUCACCCGGGCUGAACGAGGUGCUGACUCGCUACGUUAGGAUACAGGAAGAAAACGGACACUCCAUCAGCGAGGAGCACUACCUGAUUCACGAAGACGAGCUGGAGCAAGCCGAAGAUGUGGAGGUCCCCAAGGCCCUAGGAGACCUCUUCGAGUCCAUAGCGGGCGCCAUAUUUCUAGACUCCGGCAUGUCGCUGGCGGCGGUGUGGGGCUCGUACGAGCAGCUGAUGGGCGCCGAGCUGGAGGCGUUCUCGGCCGCCGCGCCCAAGUCGCCCGUGCGCGAGCUGCUCGAGGCGGAGCCCGACACCGCCAAGUUCGGCAAACCAGAGCGUCUUGCCGACGGGAGGAGAGUCCGCGUGUGCGUGGAGGUGUUCGGUCGAGGGGCCUUCAAGGGCGUAGGGCGGAACUAUCGGAUCGCCAAGGGCACGGCUGCCAGAUGCGCGCUAAGGCACCUUAAGAGGCAUAAACAACAUUGAAACUAGAGAUGCAACGGAUUUGUUUAGCCGGAUACCGGAUAAUCGGCCUGACCAUCGGCCGAAUAUUCGGUAGUCGGCCGCCGAAUAUUCGGCCGGCGGAACUAUACCUACUUUUAGGUUUUCAAGGUGCGCAUUGUGCAGGUUUUGGAUCUGUUUCGUAGUGAACGUUCGCGCGGACUCAUUUCUAGGUUCGAAAUGAGUGCGCGUGCAAGUGAGUGAAAUGUUUAAAUUGUUUUAAAAUAAUAAACGAGUACGAUUAUGACCCUGACUGUUUCUUAUUCCAAUUUGUUUACUCCGAAAUCAAGCAAUGUUACUAUCCGAUAUCCGGCCGGGUAGUAGGCCACUAUCCGGUAUCCGGCCGGAUGUUAAAAUAAUGGCCGGAUAGGCAGGAUACCGGAUAGUAACCGAAUAUCCGGUGCAUCUCUAAUUGAAACUUGUUUUAAGAGAGCGUAGAAACUUUCAAGACAGAAACUAGGUUCAAACUUCUGUGGCAAAUUUUGCAUUUUCCAUUUGUAUGGCUGGGAGGGGUAACAUUAUUAUUUUUCUCGAAGUAUUGGAUUGAAUGUAAUUAUAAUAAAACUAAUAAUAUUGUAACUUUUAUAAAUAUUGCUGUAACUAAUUUUUGUAA
Cydia splendana is the source of this 8054-nucleotide messenger RNA. RefSeq names its product endoribonuclease Dcr-1-like (gene Dcr-1). The transcript is spliced from 44 exons. The record is from RefSeq and is a predicted model, not a curated record. Bases 281 to 7426 code for a protein of 2381 amino acids. NCBI's taxonomy places the organism in Eukaryota, Metazoa, Arthropoda, Insecta, Lepidoptera, Tortricidae. Gene Ontology annotation, molecular function: deoxyribonuclease I activity; protein binding; RNA binding. Gene Ontology annotation, biological process: siRNA processing; apoptotic DNA fragmentation; pre-miRNA processing. Gene Ontology annotation, cellular component: nucleus; RISC complex; cytoplasm.